AGGGUCGAGGAAUGUUUGGGGGCGGUGUAAGAGGGGAUCUACCUGGCUCGGAAAUUAUCCGCCAGAACCCUUCGCUUCGCAGCCCCACAAAAAUAUUCCUCCAUAUGCUGGCAACUUAGAUUGGGGGCUGAGGGCGGCAGGGCCCCGGGAGGCCGGGAAGUGCAGUCCAGGCUGCCUCUUCCUGAAGGUGGGGGGAGUCCGAGCUGCUACUGCUCCCCCUCAGAUUGGAUCCUCCCGCCACAACGGCCCAGUCUGCCAUGUGGUUGAGUUAGCCCGCCCAAUAUGAGGGCCUGCCCACCCCCCCCCCACACUCCAGCACCUGGCCAGGUGGGAGGGUGGGGCCCCAAAGCCCAACCUGGUGUGUUCAUCAGGUUUCCCCUAAGGACUGGGUCAGCUCAAAUUGAUGAGAUGCCUGAGGCCGCCGUGAAAUCCACAGCCAACAAGUACCAAGUCUUUUUUUUCGGGACCCAUGAGACGGCAUUCCUGGGCCCCAAAGACCUCUUCCCGUACGAGGAGUCCAAGGAGAAGUUUGGCAAGCCCAACAAGAGGAAAGGCUUCAGUGAGGGGCUCUGGGAGAUCGAGAACAACCCCACUGUCAAGGCCUCAGGCUACCAGUCCACCCCGAAGAAGAGCGCCGUGGACGAGCCUGAGCCGGAGCCUGAAGCCACGGAGGGGGAUGGUGACAAGAAGGGGAGUGCAGAGGGUAGCAGUGACGAGGAAGGGAAGCUGGUCAUCGACGAGCCAGCCAAGGAGAAGAACGAGAAGGGGGCACUGAAGAGGAGAGCGGGGGACAUGCUGGAGGACUCCCCUAAACGUCCCAAGGAGGCAGAAGACCCCGAAGGGGAGGAGAAGGAAGUAGCUCCCUUGGAGGGUGAGAGGCCCCUCCCCGUGGAGGUGGAGAAGAACAGCACCCCCUCUGAGCCCAGCUCUGGCCGGGGGCCUCCUCAGGAGGAAGAAGAGGAGGAAGAGGAGGAAGAGGCUGCCAAGGAAGAUGCUGAGGCCCCAGGCAUCAGAGAUCAUGAGAGCCUGUAGCCACCAAUGUUUCAAGAGGAGCCCCUGCCCCGUUCCUGCUGCUGUCUGGGUGCUACUGGGGAAACUGGCCAUGGCCUGCAAACUGGGAACCCCUCCCCCACUCCCCCCUGCUCUCUUCC
Molecule: messenger RNA, 1151 nt
Organism: Ailuropoda melanoleuca (giant panda)
Lineage: Eukaryota; Metazoa; Chordata; Mammalia; Carnivora; Ursidae
Gene: HDGF
Product: heparin binding growth factor
Exons: 6
Coding region: 283-1032 (249 amino acids)
Source: RefSeq, a predicted model, not a curated record